Protobothrops mucrosquamatus (brown spotted pit viper) is the source of this 2019-nucleotide messenger RNA. RefSeq names its product vomeronasal type-2 receptor 26-like. The record is from RefSeq and is a predicted model, not a curated record. Gene Ontology annotation, biological process: G protein-coupled receptor signaling pathway. Lineage: Eukaryota; Metazoa; Chordata; Lepidosauria; Squamata; Viperidae. The annotation marks the transcript as partial. The transcript is spliced from 5 exons. Gene Ontology annotation, cellular component: membrane. Gene Ontology annotation, molecular function: G protein-coupled receptor activity.
AUGCUCUCCUUCCUUUAUGCUGUCCACCACUUCUACCAGGAUUCUAGGAAUCUCUUAUAUAACCUCACUCUGGGUUACAAUAUCUAUGAAUACUAUUUUAGUGAGCAAAUUACUUUGGAUGCUCUUCUGGAUCUGCUUUCAGAUGGAGAGGCCAAUGUUCCCAACUACAGAUGUGGAACGCAGAAAAGCACCCUCGCUGUUCUUGAAGGGGCCAACGCUGACAUCUCCAUCCUCAUUUCAAACAUGUUGGGCACCUAUAAAAUCCCACAGAUCAGUUACAGUUUUGUUUCCCCGAUUCUGAGGGACAAAACUCAGUUUCCUUUCUUCUACCCGAUGCUCCCUGCUGAAGGAGUCCAGUAUCCAGGGAUGGUCGAGCUGCUCCUCCAUUUCAGAUGGACCUUGGUUGGCCUGAUGGCUCCAGACACUGACCAGGGAGAGAGGUUCAUGAGGACAAUGACUUCCAUUCUGGUCAAGAAGGGCAUUUGUCCAGUUUUAUCUCAAGUGUUUUCCGUAAAAAUCACAAACUUGGUGAUGACUUUGGAAGCAUUUGCCAAGUGGAGACAAGUGAAUGUCAUUCUCUACGGUGCAGAGAUUAGUUCAUUCCAGAUGGGCAUAUUCAUUACACAUGUCAUGCUUAAACAUCUUAAGGAACCCACCAUGGGAAAACUCUGGAUCAUAGCAGCCUACUGGGAUCUCACUUGGGAUUUCAUGGAAAGUAGUAUCUCUACCUUCCAAAACAUUUGGGGCUUUUUUUCCUUUCUUGUGCAGACAAAUAAAAUGGUGGCCUUUGAUGCUUUUAAGCAAUUUCACUCCUCCAUGAAACACUUUGUAGAGAAAUCCUUUAUGUGUUCCUCCAUCAAGGAUGUCUUGUCUGUGAAAGUCUGGAGACAGUGCAGAGAAAGAGAAGAACUGGAGCUUCUAUCCAAAGAAGAGAUCCAACAAAUCCUGUCUCUCGACAGCUCUUUCACUUACAACAUAAUCUUGGCUGUCGGUCUGGCCAUGCAUUCAGCCUAUUUCUCCAGAUCCAAAAGGCCAAUGAGAAACAAUGGUGAGAACCUGGGAGCUCAAAGGCUGAAGGCCUGGCAGUUUCAUGCUUUCCUUCAAAACCCCCAGUUGUAUAAUCAUUCCAUUGAUGGGGUAUAUUUUGAUGAGAAUGGAGACCUGGCUGUUGACUUGGACAUUGUGAACUGGAUGGUUUACGCCAACAAGUCUGUCACCAGAAUGAAAUCUGGGCAUCUAGAAAGACAGGGAAUCCAAACCAGUUCCAAACUGGUGAUUUAUGAGAACAAUAUUGCACAGGUGGAAAAGCUGAACAAGUUCUUGCUUGCAGAUUCAGAAAAAUGCGCCCCUUGUCCAGGAGAUCAGCAUCCAAAUAUCAGUCAAGAUUGUUGUAUUCCUAAGAUUAAAACCUUCCUAAAUUAUAAAGGCUAUCUAGGGGUCAUCCUAAUUUCCAUUACCAUGUUCCUGUCUUUGACAACAGCCUUUGUCUUGGGAAUCUUCAUUAAAUUCCUAGACACUCCAAUCAUCAAAGCCAACAACAGAGACCUUUCCUACAUCCUCCUGGUCUCCCUCCUGCUUUCCUUCUUCACUUCCUUCCUCUUCAUUGGCCAGCCAAGGAGAGUCACCUGCCUUCUCCGACAGAUAACCUUCAGCAUCAUCUUCUCAGUUGCCAUUUCUUCUGUCUUGGCAAAAACGAUCACGGUGGUGCUGGUUUUCUUGGCCACAAAACCAGGGAAUAAACUCCAGAAAUGGCUGGGGAAGAGCUUGGCCAACUCCAUCAUCCUUUCUUGCUCUGUUAUCCAGAUAGUCAUUUGCAGCAGCUGGCUUGGCACUUCUCCCCCAUUUCCUGACUUUGACUUGCACUCUCAGCCUGGAGAGAUCAUCCUGCAAUGCAAUGAAGGAUCUGUCGCCAUGUUUUACUGUGCUCUUGGCUACAUGGGCUUCCUGGCUACCGUCUGUUUCACGGUAGCUUUCCUGGCCAGGAAUCUACCUGGGGCCUUCAAUGAAGCCAAGCUCAUC